AUGCCAGGUGUAGUUAAGAAGACUGUGGUGUGUUACAUCUGUGGUAGAGAGUUUGGGUCAUCUUCUGUAUCCAUUCAUGAACCUCAGUGUUUGAAAAAGUGGCAUGCAGAAAAUAACAAAUUGCCCAAAGGUCAGAGGAGGAAAGCACCUGUAAAACCAGAAUUUCUGCCGUCAAUUGGAAGUGAUGGAAAUGACCGAGAGCGUUUCAAUGAAGCAGCAUGGCAGAGUGCUCAGUCACAGUUGCUGCCAUGUGAAAACUGUGGUCGAACUUUUGCUCCAGACAGACUCCCUGUCCACCAGAAGGGAUGCAAAUCAGAUAACCCCAUGCAGUUAAAGGUAAAACCAGGAGGAUCAAAUCAGAAUGGUUCUAAUUCAGACAACCAGAUUCGCCCUAAAACUGUCAAGCUCUCUGCCCCCAAAGUCUUGCAUAAAACAAAUGCUGUAGAUCUGGAGAAACAGUCAACAAGAGACAACACUGUUCCUCAGCAGAGGAGGAGAAGCAAUAGUCCUCAGUCUUCUGAAGGAACUCCUACUCCUACCGAUACCGGUCCUGGAAUACAACGUGAGGGAACAUUCACAUCACCCAAUCAGAAGCCGCCAAAGUCUACACCAGCUCCUCCAGCUCCUGGCUUUGUUUUAUGCUAUAUCUGUGGUAGGAAAUUUGGAUCUAAGUCAAUAGCUAUACAUGAACCUCAAUGCCUUGAAAAAUGGAAGGUAGAGAAUGAUCAGUUGCCGAAAUCCCAGCGUCGUAAACCACCCAAGAAACCGGAGAUUGUUGGAGGGGCUGGAGGAAGUUAUGAUGUUGAUGCCAUGAAUGAAGCUGCUUGGCAGAGUGCUCAAAGUCAACUUAUUCCUUGUGACAGAUGUGGGCGUACAUUUGCCCCAGAUCGUCUCUCAGUUCACCAGCGUGCCUGUAAAGCACCUCCAGGGGCUGCUAAACAGCCAGCAUCUACAGGAAACAGCAGUGGAUCAUCCAGUGGAAAUUCUGGAGGACAAAUGUCGCCAACUAAAUCCAAAGCUGCUCCUGCUGGUCCACAGUUUGUAUUGUGUUACAUCUGUGGCAGAAAGUUUGGAACAAAGUCAGUAGCCAUCCAUGAGCCUCAAUGCCUUGAAAAGUGGAAAACAGAAAAUGACCAGUUGCCAAAAGGUCAACGACGUCCAGUUCCUAAGAAACCUGAAGUGUUGAAAACUACUAGUGGUAGCUAUGAUGUUGAUGCUAUGAAUGAAGCUGCCUGGCAGAGUUCCCAGUCUCAACUGAUACCGUGUGGUAACUGUGGGCGUACAUUUGCUCCUGAUCGUCUUUCUGUUCACCAGCGUAGUUGUAAGCCCAAGGGAGGGGCAGCUAAUAUGGAUACCUCUUCAACCUCCGCACCUCUCAAUCAGACCUCUGGUGGUAUGAUGGGUGGAAGCCCUGGGGGAUCACCCCCAAAAGGAGGACCCAGAACAGUGGUUUGUUACAUCUGUGGGAGAGAGUUUGGAAGCAAAUCUCUUCCAAUCCAUGAGCCUCAAUGUAUGGAAAAAUGGAAGAUUGAAAACAACAAACUGCCAAAGGAACGACGACGCCCAAUGCCUAGGAAACCAACGACAGAGGAUGGAGCUCCACUUACAAGGGAACAAAUGAAUGAUGCAGCAUGGGAGAACGCCAAAGCUCAGUUAAUUCCAUGUGAAAAUUGUGGGCGUCGUUUUGCUACAGACAGAUUGGAUGUCCAUCAGAGAUCGUGUAAACCUAAGGAUGGGAGUCCACCAAAACCAGCCAAACAGGCAGCGCCUCCUCGGAAGCCCAACUUCAUGGUGUGUUAUAUUUGUGGUCGGGAUUUUGGGAGUAAAUCAAUCUCCAUACAUGAACCCCAGUGUCUCCAGAAAUGGUCUGUGGAAAACAGCAAACUGCCUAAACACCAGCAAAGACCAUUACCUAAGAAACCAGAGAUACAAAACAUUUCAGGUACUGGUUCAUACAACGUUGAAGAUUUUAAUCAAGCUGCAUGGGAGAGUGCCCAGGCUCAGCUUGUCCCAUGUGAUAACUGUGGACGCACAUUCAUGCCUGAUCGUCUGACAGUUCAUCAGAGGAGCUGUAAGCCAAAGCCUCCAAAGGACAACUGA
Ylistrum balloti is the source of this 2100-nucleotide messenger RNA. RefSeq names its product zinc finger protein 474-like. NCBI's taxonomy places the organism in Eukaryota, Metazoa, Mollusca, Bivalvia, Pectinida, Pectinidae. The transcript is spliced from 5 exons. The record is from RefSeq and is a predicted model, not a curated record. The coding region runs from base 1 to 2100 and encodes 699 amino acids.